UCUUUAUUGGUCGAUGUGUGGUAGUGGUGGUGGGGAAUACAUCAGGGGAUCAGCAGUGCCAAAAAAGAACAUACAUUUGUACCUGUGCUCUAAAUAUAAGUGAAAAAAAUAAGGGCCAUCAAACAACAAGAAGCACAAACAAAAAUGAGACGGUACACGUGAUAUCAGAUGGCAGGACAGUGCAUGAGGAAGAGGGGGAGCCACUAGUACUCCCUUAUGCAACUGUUAUUGGAAUUAACAAGGCCACUUCCAGCACUUGGUUAAUAAAAGAUGAUUAGAUAUAAGUUUAUAUUUUAACAAUGCUUUUGUUUUGCUUUUAUGACAGUUCCUAUGAACAUAGUUGGGAAAAGCUCCAUCCUUCAGUGUCAUGCUAAUGAUUACUCGGGUACUAAGAAAAGCUAUGUUUUUAAAUCUAUAAAACAGAUCAGGUGAGCCAAAUUUUUGAGGAAUAGAACUUUUGCAUUUCAUCUAUGUCCUUGAGAGUUCUAAAACUGACACAAAAAGCUGAGAUUUUUCCUACUUGGACAAUUACAAGCACAGAGAUAACGCUUACUGAGGCUCGGUGUCUUGCUCAAGAGGGAAAAUCAGCAGAUAUAAAUGCGUGACCUGCAACCUAAACAGUUGAGGACAACGUGACCGUGUUCAAACCUGCUUGACACCUGGGUCAAUCAACACCUUUUCCAAGUCUCACAACUGAACAGCUCCACGAUUACAACAGGAAGGCAAAGAAGUAAAGCAAUGCUCAGCAACAUUCAGAAAAGACUAUGGAAUUUCCGCAGCUUUCUCUUAAUCAUCCUCACACCACUGCUCCUGCUACCUAUUCCCCUUGUCAUCAGGACAAAGGAGGCAGAAUGUGCCUUUGUGAUGCUCCUGAUGGCAGUGUAUUGGGUGACAGAGAUCCUUCCCUUGUCCAUUACUGCUAUGCUACCUGCUGUCCUCUUUCCUUUAUUUGGCAUUAUGAAGUCCUCUGAUGUGGCAAAGUGGUAUUUUAAAGACUUCCACUUCUUGCUUGUGGGUGUGAUUUGCCUCGCCACAUCCAUUGAAAAAUGGGGCCUGCAUCGCAGGAUUGCAUUGAGACUUGUCACACUGGUGGGAGUCAACCCUGCGUGGUUGAUGCUGGGGUUCAUGUCUGGCUGUGCCUUGCUCUCCAUGUGGGUCCAAAACACCUCUGCUGUGACUAUGGUGAUGCCCAUCGUGGAAGCCGUCCUCCAACAGAUCCUGAGGGCCAAAGAGGGUCAAUGUUCAGGAAAAGACAACCCCAAUCUGGAAUUGGAUGAAACUGACAUCUCUAAUGAAAAGAAAAAACAACCUAAGAGUAACGGGAUGCAGCCGCAUGUUUUAAAAGAGACUUUUGUUCAAAUCCAACCAGUCUCCCAGCCUGACACAGCUGAGGCUGCAGUUCCAAUGCAUGAAGCAAUGAACAGCAGGAAACAGGACCUUAUGAUGUGCAAAGCCAUGUCCAUUGGCAUUGCAUACUCAUCAAACAUCGGUGGCAUCACUACAAUUCCGGGAACCUCUCCCAACCUAAUCUUCUCUGAAUAUCUCAACCAGGUUUAUCCAGAAUGCAACAGCAUUAAUUUUGGAAACUGGCUCCUGCUGUGCCUUCCUAUCAGCAUCCUCAUGCUUUUUCUGACGUGGAUAUGGCUCUACUGGCUCUUCAUUGGCUCAGACUUUCGCUUCCUAAGGUGCCAUAAAGGACAACAUUCAGAGAAAGAGAUGUCAGCUAAAAAAGUGAUAGAAGAGGAGUACAGUUCAUUGGGAACAAUGGGGUCUCAGGAAAUAGUAACUGGAGUGGUUUUUGUGUUGAUGGUGUUGUUGUGGCUAACCAGGGCUCCAGGAUUCUUUCCUGGGUGGGCUUCUCUUUUUCCCAAGAGUCAGUCAGGUUACUUCACUGAUGCCAAUGUGGCUUUGCUGCUGGGCCUCCUCUUCUUCAUCAUACCUGCCUAUGGACCUGCCAAAAAAUAUGAGGCAAUGAUUACCUGGAGUGAGUUUCAGGCUUCCAUGCCAUGGAAAGUUGCCCUUCUGGUUGGUGGAGGAUUCGCACUUGCUGAAGGGACAAAGGAGUCUGGCCUGUCUUUGUGGGUGGCUGAGCUCUUGACACCAUUAGGAGAUUUGCCAGUUUUUGCCGUAAUCACAGUGGCCUGUGUUAUUGUUACCAUGCUGACAGAAGUGACCAGUAAUGCUGCAACCACCACCAUCUUCCUCCCUAUCCUCUCUCCACUGGCCGAGGCUAUCCAUGUGAAUCCACUGUACAUCCUUAUCCCAACCACUCUGUGCACAUCCUUCUCAUUCCUGCUGCCUGUGUCAAAUCCACCCAAUGCUGUGGUGUAUGCCUAUGGACACAUCACUAUCAUGGAUAUGGUGAAGGCUGGGCUUGGUGUCAAUGUCAUUGGACUACUUUCUGUCCUCUUGGCUGUGGGGACAUGGGGAAUUCCUCUCUUCUCUUUGGAUUCAUACCCUGAUUGGGCACCAGUUCUUCCCAAUUUUAACUCCACAACACCCUGAAGAUAGGGACAGGAUUUUUUGGUGUGUGCGUGUGUGUGUGUGUGUGUGUGGGUGUGCGCGCGUGUGUGUGGCUCAGAAACGUCAAAUAUAAUCUGCUCUUAUCACUGUUUUCUAAAGACUGGUUUUGCCAGUAAAUAUUUAAACUUCCAAACUUAGUUGACUUUAUUCAAUAAGGAAUUGCUUUAACUUCAAACAAAUAAAAAAAACAUUAAUUUAUUUUAGUAUUUUCCUGUUUUUUUGUAUGUUCUUUAUGAUCAGUGCAAGUAAGGAAUGUUUGCUAUACGACAAAAUGCUUACUAAAUAAAUGACCAAAUACCAAUACUGUAAAUCCCAAA
Messenger RNA from Oryzias latipes (Japanese medaka), 2840 nucleotides. RefSeq names its product solute carrier family 13 member 1 (gene slc13a1). NCBI's taxonomy places the organism in Eukaryota, Metazoa, Chordata, Actinopteri, Beloniformes, Adrianichthyidae. Gene Ontology annotation, biological process: sodium ion transport; sulfate transmembrane transport. Gene Ontology annotation, cellular component: plasma membrane. The record is from RefSeq and is a predicted model, not a curated record. Gene Ontology annotation, molecular function: sodium:sulfate symporter activity.